Messenger RNA from Impatiens glandulifera, 2056 nucleotides. Its product is annotated as eukaryotic translation initiation factor 3 subunit D-like. Gene Ontology annotation, biological process: translational initiation. Lineage: Eukaryota; Viridiplantae; Streptophyta; Magnoliopsida; Ericales; Balsaminaceae. The record is from RefSeq and is a predicted model, not a curated record. Gene Ontology annotation, molecular function: translation initiation factor activity. Bases 63 to 1778 code for a protein of 571 amino acids. The transcript has 2 exons. Gene Ontology annotation, cellular component: eukaryotic translation initiation factor 3 complex; cytoplasm.
UCUCUCAUUCAUCAACUCCCAUUAUCUCCAUCACUUCCUGCUUCUUCCUUGAUCGGUAAGCCAUGGUUGGAUUUGACGUCGGUUCCGUUCCUUUUAACUCCGACGGCUGGGGUCCAUUAGAAUCCUCGUCUCCUAAUCUUCCCAACCAUGCCACCAACGUUCCUUUCGCCCCUUUCUCUCGCUCCGAUAAGCUCGGCAGAGUAGCAGAUUGGACUCGCAACUAUCAGCCCCGAAACCCUCGUAAUCCAUCAGAAUCCGUAUUCGAUUUCACCGGAGACGAGUCUUUCGGCGGUGUCGCCGGCGAAGACGACGCCUCUUUCCGUCUAGUUGAUGGAAAACCACCUCCCCGUCCUAGAUUCGGCCCUAAAUGGCGCUUCCAUCAGCAACGCAAUCAGCUUCCGCAGCGACACGAUGAGGAGGUUGAGGCGAAGAAACGUGAAGCUGAGAAAGAGCGUGCUCGUCGCGAUCGACUCUAUCAUCUUAAUCGAUCUGGUGGUCAACGUCGUGAGGCGGCUGUUUUCAAAUCAUCUGUCGAAAUUCAGCCUGAAUGGAAUAUGCUUGAUCAAAUUCCUUUCUCUACAUUCUCUAAGCUCUCAUUCACCGUCCAAGAACCGGAAGAUCUUCUCUUAUGCGGCGCUCUGGAGUUCUACGAGCGUAAUUACGACCGCAUUACGCCGAAGAACGCUAGACCACUUGAGCGAUUCAAAAACAGAAACUUUUUCAAGGUAACAACCACUGACGACCCUGUGAUUCGUAGACUUGCUAAUGAGGAUAAAGCAACUGUAUUUGCCACCGAUGCAAUCCUCUCAACUCUGAUGUGCGCACCCAGGUCAGUUUAUUCAUGGGAUAUCGUGGUUCAGAGAGUUGGAAACAAGUUAUUCUUUGAUAAGAGAGAUGGGUCUCAACUAGAUUUGUUAGCUGUUCAUGAAACAUCCCAAGAACCCUUACCUGAAUCCAAGGACGAUAUCAAUUCCGCUUAUUCGUUAAGCGUUGAAGCUGCUUAUAUCAACCAGAAUUUCUCACAGCAGUGUCUGAACAGAGACGGUAACAAGGUUUCAUUCGAUGAACCCAAUCCAUUCGCAACAGAAGGAGAAGAUGUUGCAUCUGUCGGUUACAGGUACCGUCGAUGGAAGCUCGACAACGAUAUGUAUCUGGUUGCUCGAUGCGAGGUCCAGAGUGUUAUGGAAGUUAACAACCAGAGGUCAUUCCUUACACUGAAUGCACUCAACGAGUUUGAUCCAAAAUACUCGGGUGUCGACUGGAGGCAGAAGCUGGAGACUCAAAGAGGAGCUGUAUUAGCUACUGAAUUGAAGAACAAUGCUAAUAAAUUGGCUAAAUGGACUGCUCAAGCACUGUUGGCAAGUGCGGAUAUGAUGAAGUUGGGUUAUGUUUCUAGGGUUCAUCCCCGCGAUCAUUUCAAUCAUACCAUAUUGGCUGUUGUUGGUUAUAGACCUAGAGAUUUUGCCUCGCAGAUUAAUUUGAACACUGCAAAUAUGUGGGGUAUUGUGAAAUCAAUUGUGGAUGUGUGUAUGAAGUUGAAAGAGGGGAAAUAUGUGCUUGUGAAGGAUCCUUCUAAGCCACAAGUGAGGAUUUAUGAGGUUCCGGCUGAUGCAUUUGAAAAUGAUUACGUUGAGGAGCCUCUACCCGAGGAAGAACAGGUUCAGCCACUUUCAGAGGUUGAGAAUGGUGAAGAAACCGAAACAAGUGCAGCAGCUGCAGCAGCCACAGACAUUGUUGAUGACAAAGUGAUUUCAGCAGCAGCAACUGAAGCAGCUUAACUAUUAUACAUUUUGGGAACAAGAAAACAGUUUGAAUGAAGAAGGCGAAUGAGUUGGUAUGGUAGAUGAUUUCUUUCUUCUUUUACACCAUGAACUUGCAUCUGAUCUGUCUGUGGUUUUCUUUUCUCUAGGAUUUAUUUAAACUCUGUUUUGAUUUGUAUUGUAUUUUAAGACAAGAUAGACAUGGUUGUUGGUUUAUUUGAUUGAGAAUUAUGACCAUAUGUUCUGUUUUUUUUUAUUUGUUACAAAAUUGUCUAUGUUUUUGUGCUUUUUCUGUU